AUGGUGGAUCCUGAGGGCCUCGGUGUUCUGGCCGGAGUACUGGAUCAUCCUAUCAAUACUCCGUCCGUUGCGAAUGUAACGUGUUUUCCACCACCAACCAGUAGAACUGAGGCUGAGGCAUUUUCGUUCAGAGAAAAAGGGAUUGACCUCGACCGUUUGACGAAGAUUUCUCGGAAGCCUCUGCAAAUGUUGAUCGUGGAACCAGCUUUCCUUCUUGUCAGGGUCUUCAUCGUCAUUCUUUAUGUGCUAUCAGAUGUUCUCCUUCGCCAUCAGCGAGGCCAUUUUGAAUUGGCGUCAUCGCUGUCGAAUGCAAAUGUUGCUCGCUUAAAUCGAAAGAGAGCAUUGCGCGACGAAUUGGCUGAGGGGUCUGCUUACGAGACGAGUGAGGAAGCCAAUUAUGCCACGGCUCAACAGACGGAGGGAGAUAUUGUUCGCGCUGGGUCGCGAUCAAGUCCAUUGGCCUUGUCGCCAUCGGAUCAUGCCUACGAGUCCGACAGAGGACUGGCGAAUGAUCUACCUGUGAGACCGCAGACAAUUGCCUGGAAUGGAGGACCCGCAAAGAUGCUCCCUUCUUUAGCUGCAACUAGUCUGUCUCCAUCGCAUGUGCAAGAUGGAAGGGGAUACGGCUCGUACCCGACAGGCGACCAGGCUUUGCUCCCAGUCACCGACCCGGUUCACUUGUCUACUGGAACGGUAUCAGAAUUCAACCACAGUCCACUCAUGUUCAACGAUAUAGACUCUGGAACUGCCUUUCUUGAUAUGUUGUUGGGUCUCCCAGGCGGUCAAGCUACAGGAACGACAGGUGCAAACACCGAACAAUUAGAUGUACCCUGGACUGAGAACGGAGCCUCAGGUCGGUUAACUAUUAGUCCGCGAGUUGAAGCCGAACCAAAGCACUAUCCAGCUCAUAUCCGUCAGAAUGUGAAAAAGGUCCAAAGCUUUUGGUCGACACCGCAACGCCUCACUGCUGAGACGCAGGUAUGGUACGAAAUUAUAUCGGGGUCAUCAGAGAAUAUCUUUUCAAGACAUGACUAUGGGACAUGCACAGAGCCUUCGCAGCAGACCCAGCACGCUGGAGUUGCCGAGAUCUGCUUGAACCAUGAGAUUAGGUCGCAGCUUCAAGAUUUGAAACGAAGGCUGCUCAAGAGGCAAUGCCACUGUUCUAGCAGCGAUGGCCGAAUGACUGACACAUGUGAUGAACAUUACUUUUGUGAAAACUUUCAUGGCAUCUUUGAACAAGGCCUUUAUCUUUAUUUAGAUAAAUAUCAGCCGACCUAUCCUAUAUUGCAUAUACCUACCUUCCAGCCACAGACCGUCCACCCACUUCUGCUGUUUACCAUGUGCAUUAUUGGCCUGUCGUUUGUCAAGACAGAGGAAGCAGUGCGGUUUAUCUAUCACAUAUACCCGGCUCUCCUGGAUGAAGUUUAUAUCCGCGUUAUAUCUGUGACUCCCAGUACUUCCAACCCAUCAGCGAUGCUCAGUCGCCUUACAUUGGCUCAUCACAUGUUAUUUCUGCUCGUCGUAACUGAGGGGAACAUCUGUCCAACGAAGUCGCAGAUGUUGCAUGGAUACACUCUAACAGCAGCACAAAAUAUUGGCCUGUUUCACUUACCUGUGGGACAAAUUUCAGACAACCUGUUCUCCUCUACCACCGAUGAACAUAUGCGAUGGAAACUUUGGAGUCGAAUAGAAUCAAUAAAGAAUUUAAUCAUCGGCCUAAUCCUCUAUGACUCCUCGUUGUCCGGAAUCUUCUCAAUGAGCCCGGUCAUAUCAACGAGCACACUCCACGUCGCCCUGCCAUGCGACUUCGUCCUCUACCGCGCUCAAUCCGUCCAAGACUGGAUGCGCCUAAUCCAGGAAGGCUCCAGGAUCACCACUCCAACGGUCAAGCUAUCAUGCAACGAGUUCUACCUACCAACCCUCCCACGCCAAGUCCACAUCUCAUGCCUGUACGGAAUCAUGUCUGCCAUUCUGGUCCGCCUGAUGGCAAACUACCACCGACUCAUCAUCAGCUCCGACCUGGGCCAAGAGGAGUGGCACCAGCAUAUACCCUGGCGGAUCUACAACCUCGACAAACGGGCCUCUUCAAUCACCAAUGUGGUGAUACACUUCAUCCAGCUUUACGAUACCGUCCUCGCGAACUCGAACCCCAACUGCAUCGUCAUCUGGCAUAAUCUCUGUCUCCUCCUGACAGCCGACAUCCGUCUCCACGAACAAGCCGCCGGCCGCGAAGGUCCCGACGCCAUGCAAACCGCCCGCCAAGCCAUCACCCUCUGGGCCAGCACCCCGGCCGCACGACGAGCGUGUCUCCACGCCGCUAAGAUAUUCCAUACCCUGUCCCACUGGAAGCCCAUGGACGGCAUGGGAUUCAGCCCGCACGCUGUCUCUUAA
Messenger RNA from Aspergillus bombycis, 2391 nucleotides. RefSeq lists its product as uncharacterized. The transcript has 7 exons. The record is from RefSeq and is a predicted model, not a curated record. Gene Ontology annotation, cellular component: chromatin. Lineage: Eukaryota; Fungi; Ascomycota; Eurotiomycetes; Eurotiales; Aspergillaceae. Gene Ontology annotation, molecular function: RNA polymerase II cis-regulatory region sequence-specific DNA binding; zinc ion binding; DNA-binding transcription factor activity, RNA polymerase II-specific. The coding region runs from base 1 to 2391 and encodes 796 amino acids. Gene Ontology annotation, biological process: DNA-templated transcription; regulation of transcription by RNA polymerase II.